AUGAUGCUUAACAUUUUUGAAAACUAUUUCAUUACAUAAAAUAUGACUUUUGUAGAAAAGAUGGAGAAACUGAGAUAUAAUAAAUUUGAAAUGUGUUGUUAAAUUUACUUUAACCAGAAAGAAAAAAGUUCAUUUUCCUACAUUCAACUAGAGCAGGUGAUCUGA
Paramecium sonneborni is the source of this 165-nucleotide messenger RNA. The record is from the annotation of a GenBank genome assembly. Lineage: Eukaryota; Ciliophora; Oligohymenophorea; Peniculida; Parameciidae.